This is a messenger RNA of Labeo rohita (rohu), 2125 nucleotides long. RefSeq names its product caspase 8, apoptosis-related cysteine peptidase (gene casp8). The transcript has 10 exons. Gene Ontology annotation, biological process: proteolysis; negative regulation of extrinsic apoptotic signaling pathway via death domain receptors. The record is from RefSeq and is a predicted model, not a curated record. NCBI's taxonomy places the organism in Eukaryota, Metazoa, Chordata, Actinopteri, Cypriniformes, Cyprinidae. Bases 114 to 1553 code for a protein of 479 amino acids. Gene Ontology annotation, molecular function: cysteine-type endopeptidase activity; protein binding.
CCUGAAACUGAAACUAAAUGCGGUACAUUUAGCAUGUCGGUCACAAGCGCUUGUUUUUGAUUCUACGACAGUUUGCGAUUUUAUUUAAGUUGGAUGUGGUAAAUUUAAAGAAUAUGGAUCCUCUUACGUUUCACAAGAUUGAUGAGGGCCUUGAAAGGAGUGAAGUGGACCAGCUGAAGUUUCUGUGCAUGGACCUAAUUCCCAAGAAACGUUUGGAGACGGUGAAUGAUGCCAAAGAACUGUUCAUGCGACUGGACGAGCAAACACUGCUUGAUGACAAGUUACUCAUCCCCGAGCUUCUAAUCACAAUAGGCCGCAAUGACUUGCUUGGCAUUUUGGGAAUGUCCAAAGCUGAUGUGGAAAGAAAUCUGCAACAACGUGACGCCUCUAGUAAAGGUGUCUCAGCCUACAGAAAAAUGCUGUUUAGAUUGUCUGAAGACAUGACAGAAGACAAUCUCGGGUCAGUUAAGUUCCUUGUGAAACUUCCAAAGGCAAAACUAGGACGGUCUGCUACAUUUCUAGAUGUUAUGAUUGAGAUGGAAAAGCUACAGAAUCUUGGGGAAGACAACCUGGAUGAACUUUACAACAUUCUAGACAAAUGUGACAAACAGCUGGCCUGCAGGAUACAGGACUACAGGGCCCAGGAACAAGGAGGCAGACUUCCUCUACGGGAAGUGUUUCCAAACGUGCCAGUUUCCUUACCUGGUGAAAGUAUGCCAGGACAUCAAAUGGAGACAGAACAUAUAUGGAGGAGAGACUCGCUUGUUACCGAUUCAGAUCCUGAACACAGAACUGGGGAAUAUUACAAUGUGACUCAGCGGCCUCUUGGAUACUGUUUGAUCAUCAACAACUUCAACUUUAAGAAAAUGUCCCCAUUGUCCAACCGGACAGGAACAGAUAAGGACAGAGAUGACCUUAGCAAAGUGUUUCAAAGAAUGCAUUUCAAAGUUAUAGUUCAGAACGAUCUGACAGCUUCUGAAAUGAAGGACGUGAUAAGGCAGUUUGCAAAAGAGGAUCAUACUCGAAUGGGUGCUUUUGUCUGCUGCGUCCUUUCGCAUGGAGAGAAGGGCACAGUGUUGGGUAUUGAUGCUAAAGAGGUUGAAAUCCGUGAACUCACAAAGCCUAUUGCUGAAUGCCAUACACUAGCAACCAAGCCCAAGCUUUUCUUCAUUCAAGCCUGCCAAGGAAGUGUGGGCCAGAAUGGUGUAUGGACAACAGAUGCACCAGAUCAGAACCCUACAGAAGAAGACCCAUAUGAGGACGAUGCUUAUAAUCCUGCAUGCCGUUCUAUUCCUAUAGAAGCAGAUAUGCUAAUAGGAAUGGCCACAGUAGAGCACUACCAGUCAUUCCGCCACACUAGAGAAGGGUCUAUCUAUAUCCAGGAGCUCUGUCAUCAGUUGGAGCAAUGCUGCCCCAGAAAAGAGGAUAUCCUGUCCAUCCUGACAAAGGUAAACCAUGAAGUGAGCUUGAAAAUUUUAAAGGGCUGCAAGCAGAUGCCUGAACCUCGUUAUACCCUCACUAGGAAGCUGGUUCUGCCAUGGGCAUCUAAUUGAUUUCUCUGUGACUGGACUCAUGCUGGAGAAGUUUCCGUUAUUCCAUUAGGCAGAAUCUAUUAAUCCUUCAGGGCGGAUCAAGGCACAUUGGUACUAUAGAUUCAAAUUGAUCUUGCUAUCUCUGUGAGUCUGAUCUUAAUUAUUAAAUAAGACUAUGAGAAUGUGUACUGCACUGAGUGAUCUUUUUUUAAACUGCAGUUUAAGUAAUAAAACAUUUAUAUUUUAUAACAAAUAUUUUUAAAGUAAUGUUAAGGAAUAAAUGAAUUAGUUUUGAAUGAUGUUUGUAUAUGCAUAUUUUUGACAUUUCUGUCUUGAUUUCUUGAUUCUUAAGUCUCAUUUGUUUAAAUAUUGAAUUAUUUUAUCAUAUAAUGGUAUAAUGCUUGCUUUACAAAACACAAGGUUAUUUUCCACACUCUUUCUGACCCCGUUAUGUUGACUUUUUUUCCAUUAUUGUUUAAAUUUUAACUGCACAAAUGUUUUUUCUGUUACAUAGAAAUGCACAAGAAACAAAAUAAUAAUUCUAAUAAAUAAAAAUAAAUAAAAGUUACCAGUUUCAUAAUGCUCAGUGCCAC